GCUGUUUGUUUGGUUGCUCUUUAGGCCCCAGACACUGCGAUCCGUAGACGUUGAUCUCUAGCGUUCUUAGACUGAUUCCCUCCCAGGCUGCUAAGUAAAAUGCGAUUUUUUUGGAUGGUAGAUCUGUUGUGUGCGCCCUGUCUAUCUGAUAAUAUUUAUAUGGCAUCUGUUCGUCGCUGUACGAACCCAGAACAGGCGAGCUGCGAAAAGCUGUGAAAGAGUCCUUUUAAUAUCAAAGCUUAUCGCUGCCUUCCCAACUUUGCAGUGGUGUACUUCCUGUGCAUUUUCUCAUUGCUCCUAAUAUGCACAUAAAUGUUCAUGCAAUAUAUGAAGUAGAAUCUUGCAACUGCGUGCAGAUUGCCUGUCUGCCUGUCUCCGUUCCGUUAUUCCCUGCCUGUUCGGUGGAUCCUGCCGUUAAUCCAUGUUGUGCUGUUCGUGCUUUCGUAAUCUGACCGUCUACGACGAUUGUUGCCACCGAACUUUUACCAACACCAUUACUACCUGCACGAAUAUCAGUAACCGUAACAGGUCGUUGGUUACUUCUACGCAUCGUCGAACGGGCCUGGUAUUUUACCGGCAGGCCGCCAACUGAAACCCCGUUGGAGCGGGCCUGGGAUGCACCGUAGCAGCAGCAGGCGGGGGGAUUACGACUACGAUCGGAGUAGCGGAGGUGGGGGUUAUCGUGACAGUGAACGCGGGCGGGACCGAAGUCGCGAUCGGGACCGAGAACGUGACCGGGACAGAGACCGACGAAGUCGUUCAAGAGAUCGUGGAGGCUAUAGCAGUAGCAGUAAGUACGGUGGCAGAGGGGAGCACACACGGGAUCGGUCAUCCCCCUACCGAAGCGGCGGAGGUGGAUCCAGCAGUCGACGAGGCGAUUAUCGAGAUUCUGGUACGAGCAGUAGUAGCCGAAGAGGGGACAGCAGUUACGUUAGUAGCAGUAGUGCAACAAACCACAAUAUCAGCAGUAGCUCAAGCAGUAAACAUUACAGGGGCGGGGGCGGAGGCGGUGGAGGUGAACGAACUUCCGAGCCAAGUCGAGGUGUUGGCUCUGGAACUGGCGUUGACCAUGACCGCGAUACCGUCGCAUCCGGUACACCUACAACCGUCAACGUUAAACGCUACGAAAAAACUGCUCGUUCUCGAUCCAGAGAACGUCGCGUUGCUGGUCUUGACGGAGCUGACUACGCAUCUUCAAAACGAAGUGUGACACGAUCACCACCUCCAAGAGAGGUCGAAAGCCCUUCGCGAUUCGGUGACUGGAGUGAGCAUACUUCUUCAACUGGGAAGAAGUACUAUUACAACGCCAAGAGUGAAGUCUCACAGUGGGAGAAGCCUAGUGAAUGGCUUGAAUGGGAACGAAGGCAGGAACAAGCUCAGCCAUCACCACUACAACAGAUUGUCGCUGUACAACAGGUCGAACAGGUUAGCGACAAAUUGUCGACGACGCCCACGCAACAGCAGCAGCAACAACAGUCGCUACUGCAGCUACAGACGAAACUCCAGGUGCAGUAUGCAUCACCCGUGUCCGAGGAUUCGUCAAUAUCGUCGAACGAUGAAGAUGAUGGCGGCCAGACUCCUGAAACGCGUGAAGCUGAGGAGGUUACUACGAUCGUUGCACAGGACGACAAUAAUGGCCUAAGCCAAAAACCGCAGUUCCUUCCUGGUAUGAUUCCCUCACGCGAUCAGGUCAUGCAGGAUGCGUCCUCGCCUCUUUCUGAGCAUAGUCCAAGUCCUACGUCGUCUCAAGGUGAACAAACACCUCCGAGAGGUGAUAAAGCCACUCUUUCAACGACGCUACUGCCACCGCCAGUGAAACCGGUAACCCUGUCGCCUUCGCUUGCAAAAUAUUACAAGGAAGUGCUAAUUACGCACAUGACAGCCUGGCAGGCCGAGCAGUUGGAACGCCAGGCAACGCGUCUACAGAGCGAGUUGUUCACCCUGGCUAGUGUGCACUGUUCGGCGAUUUCGGCAGACCUCAAAAUGGCGCGGUCGAUGGUGCGGCUCGCCGAGAUUCAGGCAACACUUCAGGAACAGCGUGCACUUUUUCUGCAGCAGCAGAUAGCUCAACUCGAAGAGAAGUCGUUCUCUCAGCCUACCAAUGGGAGUUGGACGUCAACACCGAACGAACCUGCCACUUCCCAACAAUAAGAUCGUCAGUUGUACGGGUGGUACGGAUAUGAAAUGCGAUACCUAUCACAUAAGGCUACGUCUGCCGAAGUAAUACCCGCUCAGUUGUUACGUAUCUCUGCCAAGCGAGACAUGCACGCGGGUUGGUGUACUCCUUAAGCCCUAUUGAAGUAAUAUGUAUUGUCGCGCAUUAUGGUGUCAUUUAUUGGUUUUCCGUUCUAUACAGGCAGGUUUUUUUUCUUUUCUGGCAUCUUUUGACAGGGUGAAGUUUUAAUUUUUGCAUGUCAACUCACUUUUAUUUAUUUAUUUAUUUUUUUUUUUUUUUAAUUAGACAUGUGAAACGACUGCUCCACAUUUCGGUAGCAGCAGCAGCAGUGGCAAGAUAAAUCAUGGUCUAUAUAUAUAUAAAUUUUUUCGUACCUAUUUCGAAAGAGACAUUCACACUGAACGACUCAAUUACGAAACAAACCAAAAAAAAAAAAAAAAAAAAAA
This is a messenger RNA of Varroa destructor (honeybee mite), 2622 nucleotides long. RefSeq lists its product as uncharacterized. Gene Ontology annotation, cellular component: nucleus. Gene Ontology annotation, molecular function: chromatin binding; RNA polymerase II complex binding. Gene Ontology annotation, biological process: regulation of autophagy; positive regulation of TORC1 signaling. Lineage: Eukaryota; Metazoa; Arthropoda; Arachnida; Mesostigmata; Varroidae. The record is from RefSeq and is a predicted model, not a curated record.